AUGUCUCUCCUCAGGCGAACCGCUUACUCUAUAUCGCCUCAUGCUAGGCCGUUUCUUCCAGUCACCAAUCUACCGCGCCGCUCAGUUGGUAUUUCACAACCAGCUCUCACCAAUUCCGUAACUUCACCAUGCGCCAGCCGAAGGAAUUUCUCCGUCGCUUCUGUGCUUGGAGACACAGUUACUGCCACAGCUGACAGUCUCAGUUGGGCACAUAGCUUAGGUAUGCCAUGGUAUGUGGCUAUCCCAUUGCUUGCUGUAGGCAUCAACGCGACUAUUCGAUUCCCACUUCAACUUUACGCCCGCCGUCUGCGUGAGGCUAGAACUCCAUUGAAGCCCCUGGUACAAGCCUGGGGAAGUCGCCAUGUCAGGGAAAUGGCUGACGCCGAACUGCCUUAUCGAAUCCAGAAAGUUCGCAUGGCGGGUGCUACUGCCAAGUCAUCAAAACGAAUUUACAAGGCAUGGGGCGUACAGCGCUGGAAGAGUCUUGUGCCGCUGCUUGGAAUGGUCCCCUUUGUCACCGUAUCCGAAGCACUACGACGUAAAUGCGGUGCCCCCUUAGGCUGGAUCAGUCACCAGAUCGGUCUGAGUAAUGCAGAUUCAGUAACUGCAGAUCUUGGAGCUGCGAGCAGCAUGUUCGACGAGUCGUUAGUGAACGGAGGGUUGCUGUGGUUUACAGAUUUGUCUUCUGCGGAUCCCUACUACGGUUUACCUAUCAUCUGCUCGGCGAUUCUUGCCUCGAGUGUUUGGAGCAAGAUGCCGAUCAAAGAAUUGCUCAACAUACAGCCUAAAGACGGAACUGAUCGCCAAUUUACCAAUCGAUUGCAAAUACUUCUGGGCAGGACUUUGCUCUUGAUGCCCGCAUUACCCAUUCUCUUUGCUGACUUGCCCUGCGCCAUCUUUCUCUAUUGGAGUACGUCGUUCGCCCUCACCUGGGCCAACCAGUUCUUCUUGACACGAUUAGUCACACCAAAAACCGCAAGUCUGACGGUUCCCAGGAUGAACAAAGAGCUCCCCUUUCUCCUGCCACGCCAGUCACAAAACGAAGGAAAGUCUUAG
This is a messenger RNA of Fusarium coffeatum, 1056 nucleotides long. RefSeq lists its product as uncharacterized. Bases 1 to 1056 code for a protein of 351 amino acids. Gene Ontology annotation, biological process: protein insertion into mitochondrial inner membrane from matrix; mitochondrial respiratory chain complex IV assembly. The record is from RefSeq and is a predicted model, not a curated record. Gene Ontology annotation, molecular function: membrane insertase activity. NCBI's taxonomy places the organism in Eukaryota, Fungi, Ascomycota, Sordariomycetes, Hypocreales, Nectriaceae. The transcript has a single exon. Gene Ontology annotation, cellular component: mitochondrial inner membrane.